Enhydra lutris kenyoni (northern sea otter) is the source of this 1826-nucleotide messenger RNA. It is a transcript of the gene SPOCK1, whose product is annotated as SPARC/osteonectin, cwcv and kazal like domains proteoglycan 1. The transcript has 10 exons. Lineage: Eukaryota; Metazoa; Chordata; Mammalia; Carnivora; Mustelidae. The coding region runs from base 1 to 1320 and encodes 439 amino acids. Gene Ontology annotation, molecular function: calcium ion binding; protein binding. The record is from RefSeq and is a predicted model, not a curated record.
AUGCCAGCGAUCGCGGUGCUGGCGGCGGCGGCCGCGGCGUGGUGCUUCCUCCAGGUGGAGAGCCGGCACCUGGACGCGCUGGCGGGCGGCGCGGGCCCCAACAACGGCAAUUUCCUAGACAAUGACCAGUGGCUGAGCACCGUCUCCCAGUACGACCGGGACAAGUACUGGAACCGCUUUCGAGACGAUGAUUAUUUCAGAAGCUGGAAUCCCAACAAGCCCUUUGACCAAGCCCUGGACCCAUCCAAAGACCCCUGCCUGAAGGUGAAAUGCAGCCCUCACAAAGUAUGCGUGACCCAGGACUACCAGACGGCCCUGUGUGUCAGCCGCAAGCACCUGUUCCCCAGGCAAAAGAAGGGGAGCGUGGCUCACAAACACUGGGUCGGACCCUCGAAUCUGGUGAAGUGCAAGCCAUGCCCCGUCGCACAGUCUGCCAUGGUCUGCGGCUCUGACGGCCACACCUACACUUCCAAGUGCAAGUUGGAGUUCCAUGCUUGUUCUACUGGCAAAAGCUUCACCGUCCUCUGUGAUGGGCCCUGUCCAUGUCUCCCAGAGCCUGAGCCACCAAAACUCAAGACACAAAAGAAUGCCUGCACAGAUAAGGAGUUGAGGAACCUCGCAUCCCGCCUGAAAGACUGGUUUGGAGCCCUUCACGAGGAUGCCAACAGGAUCAUCAAGCCCACCAGCUCUGAUGCAGCCCAAGGCAGAUUUGACACCAGCAUCUUGCCCAUCUGCAAGGACUCCCUGGGCUGGAUGUUCAACAAGUUGGACAUGAAUUAUGACCUCCUGCUUGACCACUCAGAGAUCAAUGCCAUCUACCUGGAUAAGUAUGAGCCCUGCAUCAAGCCUCUCUUCAACUCCUGUGACUCCUUCAAGGAUGGCAAGCUCUCCAACAAUGAGUGGUGCUACUGCUUCCAGAAGCCUGGAGGUCUCCCUUGCCAGAAUGAAAUGAACAGGAUUCAGAAGCUGAGCAAGGGGAAAAGCCUGCUGGGAGUGUUCAUCCCUCGGUGUAACGAGGAGGGCUAUUACAAAGCCACACAGUGCCACGGCAGCACAGGCCAGUGCUGGUGUGUGGAUAAAUAUGGCAACGAGCUGGCUGGCUCCAGGAAACAGGGCGCCGUGAGCUGUGAAGAGGAGCAGGAGACCUCAGGGGAUUUUGGCAGUGGCGGCGCUGUGGUCCUGCUGGAUGACCUGGAGGACGAGCGGGAGCUGGGACCAAAGGACAGAUCCGGGAAGCUGAGGGUGCACACCCGGGCAGUGACAGAGGAUGACGAGGAUGAGGACGACGACAAAGAGGACGAGGUGGGCUACAUCUGGUAGUCCCCACGAGGAAGAGGACACGAGGUUUGCACCGACCGGCAAGUCACUUCCUACUCUGGCAUUUGUAUCUAAGACCCCACAGCACCAAGGCCUCUUCUCCAUUGUUGCUCUCUGUACCCGACCUGAGGUUUGGAAGACCGCUCCUUGUCCCCCGAACAUUCUGGUCUUGCAUACAGUUGUGUGGGAAGAAGGGUGUUGUGUCCUGUUUUUAUUUAGACAGGGGAGCGGCUGGCUGAGCUGGAGCCUCCUUCCCUCCCGUGAGAGUUGUACAACGCGCAUGUGAAGUUUGUGGGAUUCUGACCGUGCAGGGAGCCCCCACCUUGUAAACGUCCAAGAUGCUUUUCGAUUACCCACACCAGUGGUCAUUCCAGCAUGGUUCCCAGCCUUACGGUGUCUAAGUGCUUUUCUUGUGUCCUGUAGAUGUCGUGGAAAACACACCACACUGUACUUCCUUCUGCCCUAUCCCCACCACCCCUCGUGGUAAUAAUUAAAAAUUCGUUUUUCAU